AUGAACACGUCAAAACCUUUCUCACUCGUUAUUUACUCGGAAAGCAACCGGAUCUUGAGGGUCUCAGUUGGUGCUUUUACGGAUAUCAAGGAAUGGGACAUCGCCCUCGCGAGAGCAACCAGAAAGGGACCGUGCUUUGGUAACUCGGACGAGGAGAACGAUGCUCGAGAAGUGACAAUCUUGGAUCGAGAUGAGGCGUCGUGUCUGCAAAAUAACAAUAAACCAAGCGAUGGGAAGUUGUGUCUUUUGCCGGAGGAGGAGGUAGCUACCGCUGACGAUCCUGACCAUGAUGAAGAUCAUCAUUGCCAACCAACUGGAAAUAGGCCCAAUUUCUAG
Molecule: messenger RNA, 336 nt
Organism: Phytophthora sojae
Lineage: Eukaryota; Oomycota; Peronosporomycetes; Peronosporales; Peronosporaceae
Exons: 1
Coding region: 1-336 (111 amino acids)
Source: RefSeq, a predicted model, not a curated record